ACUCAGAAGGUAGGUGUAGAUUCCCUGGUGUGUUAGGUGAGUAAAUAAAAUGGCUGCAUCAGCCGUGCAGACGUUGUGAGUCGUGGUUCCGAUCAGGACCACUGUAUAAAAGUCUGAGCUUCUACGGUGAACCACAUCGCAUCAAAUCGCCCCGAGUAUAUAAAUCGCACGCACUCACUCCACUUUACAUGCACUGGAGUGUGACGAUGGCAGGCUGCCGACUGCUGAGACGUUUAUGCAUAACAGCGCUGCACCUGUGGACUUUGUCUGCAUGAGCAGGUCGAGAAGCUCCUCUCUCCGCAGGUCACUCGAGUUCAGUUGCUGCUAUAAACAAGAGGCCAUUACAGGGCGGAGAGGAGAAGAGCCCAGAAGCUGUUCGGACUGGCCCGGAGAGCCUCAGACAUGUUCUACAGGUCGCUCUUAAGGACUGGACUGCUCGUAUGGAGGCAGGAACAGCAGACUGCGCUGAAACGUGCCCCGUCCGCUUUGACGAGUGUGCGCGAGCGGCGACACAGUACCUCCAACACAGCGAUGACCGGGAAUAAACUGAAGAGCAUGCAGGACCUGGGUGGACCCAGCUUUUUAACAUCGCUGUACUGGCUCUUUGGGAAAGGCUACUUCCAGAUAACUCACCAAAUGCAGAUUGAGCACAGCAAAAUCUACGGGUCACUGUGGAAGUCCAAAUAUGGACCGAUGGUGAUCGUGAAUGUGGCCAGUGCAGAGCUCAUAGAGCAGGUCCUGAGGCAGGAGGGUCGACACCCCAUUCGCACCGACAUGCCCCACUGGAGGACCUACCGGGAGCUCCGCAAGCAGGCCUAUGGUCCUCUCACAGGGAUAGGAGCAGAAUGGCAGCGCAUCAGAAGCAUCCUCAAUCCUCGUAUGUUGAAGCCCAAACAUGUGUCUUCCUACACUAAUGCCAUCAACGAGGUGGUGACUGACUUCAUAGAGAAGGUGGACUGGCUUAGGACGACAAAAGGCAAUGGUGUAAUGGUGCAUGACGUAGCAGGGGAGCUCUACAAGUUUGCGUUUGAAGGAAUAUGCUCAGUGCUGUUUGAGACGCGGAUGGGUUGUCUGAAUGAGGUGGUUCCAGAAGACACACAGAAGUUCAUCUUCUCUGUUGGAGAGAUGUUCCGCCUCUCCCCCAUCAUCGUCCUCUUUCCUAAGUCUCUGUGGUCCUACAUGCCCUUUUGGAAGCAUUUUGUGGCUGUGUGGGACCACCUAUUCAAAGUAGCGGAUGAUCUGGUUCAGAAGAAGAUGGCAGAGAUUCAGGAGAAGGUAAAGCAGGGUCUGCCAAUAGAGGGAGAGUACCUCACUCACCUGCUGAUCAGUGAGCAGAUGUCCCCCACAGAGGUGCUAGGCAGCAUCACUGAGAUUCUGCUGGGCGGAGUCGACACCACAUCUAACACUAUCUCUUGGGCUCUGUAUCACUUGGCUCAAGAACCAGAAAUCCAGCAGAGGCUACAUGAUGAAGUGAUCAGUGUUUGCCCAGGUGACAAAGUGACUUCCAGCGAGGACAUCAGCAAGAUGCCUUUGCUGAAGGCUGUUGUUAAAGAGACCCUUCGGCUAUACCCUGUGGUGCCAGGAAAUGCUCGUGUCAUUGCUGAAAAUGAAAUAGUGGUGGGUGGCCACCUCUUCCCUAAAAAUACUCUGUUCCAUUUGUGUCACUAUGCGGUGUCCUAUGAUGAGAAGAUAUUUCCUGAGCCUCAAGCAUUCUUACCUCAGCGCUGGCUGCGGGGGGAGAAGCAGUUAAGCCAGCAUCCGUUUGGUUCUGUUCCCUUUGGUUUUGGCAUCCGUGCCUGUCUGGGCCGCAGAUUGGCUGAGCUGGAAAUGUACCUCAUCCUGUCCCGGGUAAUUAAACACUACGAAGUGCGUCCAGAUCCUACAGGAAAGAGUGUGAAGCCAAUCACUAGAACUCUCCUGGCACCGGCCACGCCAAUGAACCUUCAGUUUCUUGACAGACAGCCCGUCCAAGCACAGGCAGCUGCUUGAUGGAAGACCACUGAAAUUUCUAACCAACCAUUUCCUGGCAAAUCUGAAGUUCUAACCAAUUAAUUUCCUUAUGCAUUACCUUUGUUCUAGUAUGUACUAAAGGACUGGUUUACAUUGUUUAGAUGGUUUACAAGAAAUGGAUUUAACUACUAACUACAAACUAAUUUUUUAUGACCUUCAUGCCUUUUAGUUAAAUAAUAUAUGUAUUUGUAAACGUUGCAUUUUACAUUGUCCACACACUUCCACACAUUUUGGAAAUAGUAAACUUUUUUUUUACAGAAUCAUUUCAGUAGUAAAGUGCACAAGCCAGAGAGCACCCAUCGUAUAUUUAAUUUCCAGUCAAAAUGGCCAUUACAAGCUGGUAAGUCCAUUGUUCUGAGAACACAAGCAGCUUUUUUGUUUGAUUUUCUGAUUUUUUGGUUCUAUACAGAUUUUCUUAAAGGGUUCUAUUAGCACCAAAAAGCAUUCUUCUAUAAUUUUGAUGUCAAAUGUAUAAGAAUAGCAGAAUCCUUUUUGGUGCUAUGUAUGUACCUUUUCAAAAAGGUUCUAUUAGAACCACCUGCAGAACAUUUUUCAUCAAACUGAAUUCUUUCAUGAUGCAAAGAAUCCUUUAAGCAUGCAAGCAUGUUUAGGUGUUUAUGAUUGUUUAUCUGAUAGUGACAGUUUUGGUAGUCUGCCAGGUCUUACACAACUGACUUUCUUCUUCUAUGCAAGUGGACUUUAUAUAUAACGGGUUUGAUGGGAAAUUAAAUAAAUGAAGGGUGGUCUCUGACAUUUGCACACCAUUGUACAAUUGGCUAAUCAUCUGUUCAUGUCAGAUAAAUGGCUAAGAAUUAGAGAAAAGGCAAUAGAAUGUGGAACCUUUAUGGCGUAUAUGUUAUGUGCUGUAUGGCUGUAGUGGGCACAGUACUGUCUAAAUGAGACUGCGGUUAAUAGUUGUAAAUAAGACACAAUGUCAGAGAAAAGCUGACAAAGUGACAGUUUGCUUCAGUAUUGUCUAUUUGUACAGGCCUUAAAUAAGAGCCCUGUGAAUAGCGUGUGUUCUGCAGUUGAUCGGAAGUGGACACGGUAUGUUGAUGACGUGGUAAGUCAAGAACUGUUUUCAGUCAUCAGUACUGUUCUGAAGGAGCAUAUUGAAAAUUUGUCCCACAAGUCUCCAUUUGAAUGUUACAGAUAAGUAAAGUUCUACACAUUCUAGAAGCAUAUUCCCAUGAACUUCCCAAGAUCUACAGAAUAGCAGAGACAAACAUAGACCUGCUGAAGUCUAUGAAUGUAACCUCCUUUUGAGAGUUUUUGCAUUUGAAGAAUGCUUACAUGAAGUUUCCAUGUAACUGUCUGAUCUGAGACAAUAGCUUUUAAAUAUGUCAGAUAAUGGGUUUGUAGGAUUCAGUGUUGUCAGAGGUUUCAAAACUAGUUUUCCCAUCUAAAAUAUACAAAAGGUAUUGUUCUUGAUCUAACUCUUUUAAUAAGUGCACUGUUAAAAGCUCAUGAGCUUGUUGAAAUUACUGAUAAUAAUAGCAUAUAGAGUGAA
Molecule: messenger RNA, 3520 nt
Organism: Pygocentrus nattereri (red-bellied piranha)
Lineage: Eukaryota; Metazoa; Chordata; Actinopteri; Characiformes; Serrasalmidae
Product: cytochrome P450
Exons: 9
Coding region: 403-1989 (528 amino acids)
Biological process (GO): cholesterol metabolic process; cortisol metabolic process; cellular response to peptide hormone stimulus
Cellular component (GO): mitochondrial inner membrane
Molecular function (GO): heme binding; oxidoreductase activity, acting on paired donors, with incorporation or reduction of molecular oxygen; iron ion binding
Source: RefSeq, a predicted model, not a curated record